Molecule: messenger RNA, 5431 nt
Organism: Salvelinus sp. IW2-2015
Lineage: Eukaryota; Metazoa; Chordata; Actinopteri; Salmoniformes; Salmonidae
Biological process (GO): tRNA aminoacylation for protein translation
Cellular component (GO): cytoplasm
Molecular function (GO): beta-aspartyl-peptidase activity; aminoacyl-tRNA ligase activity; asparaginase activity
Source: RefSeq, a predicted model, not a curated record
AGCAUAGAGCAUCAAACUAAUGAUGCACCUGAAAAACCUUUAAAAAGAGUUCCAACAUUUGUUGAACAUUGACCAUUGCAUUAGGGAGAGUAUUUGCAGUGAGAGGCUGUCUCAGAUUCACCCAGCGUCUAUUGAGAGACAGGAAAUGUAAUUGCUUAAUUGGAAUCACUAGGUACAUAUUAUUGCCAACCCUUGUUUGUGUAGUACAACAAAACUUGCUGUUCACUGACUAUCACUGCAUCCUACGGAGCGUGCAUAUCUUGGGAGUGUUUUCGGUAUUGAGGUUCCACCUAUCGACAGGACAGGAUGGCACUUCUCGAUUACCCUAUUCCAGAGCUAGAUGUCACCUUACAAGAGGCAGGCCGUGUGCUCCAGCUCACCCUGAGCCCCGAGCUCUACCCACAAUUCAAAAACACCCUUAGCCAACAGAGGGAGGUCCUGCAGGAGACCCAAAAAUGCUUGGCGGCUGCCCUCUCUGGCCGAGAGAACUGGGUGACAGAGCAAUUCAAGAACCGGCUGCUUUCAUGUACCGACCCCCUGCCCACCUCGACAGCCAUCCCUGCUGUCCUGCCCCCCUCCAGAGCCAAGAAGGAGUGUUCCCAACUUGAGAGGGCUGCCGCUCUGCUCUGGGCUGUGGCCAAGAUGUAUAGUGAGCCUUCGCUGGUAGAGGGCGAGGGGCAAACUGAGCGCACACAGCAAUCAGAGGUGUUUGCUGCCAGCCGCAUUCCUGGGAAGACCCAAGAUGAGAUUAAAGUAUACCCAGACUGCCUCCAUGCCAUCGUAAUCUGUGCUGGAGAGGUAUUUUCAAUCAACAUACUGCAGCGUCUCAGCCCAGGUGGGCCUAUGUCCCCUUUACCGUUCCCUGACAUCUACAGCCAAGUGGUUCAUGUGAUGAGCCAACAUAGAGCUGCCAAGAACAACAAGCCCUCUGCCAUCUGCGGCCUCUCUGCCCUGCAGCGGCAAGCCUGGAGCGCUGUGAGGGAGGAGAUCCUGAGAGCAGGUGGGGCAGCGGCCGCCUCACUGGGGUUGAUGGAGAGUGCUGUGGUCGCUCUCUCCCUGGAAGACUGCAAUCCACCAGCUGAUCUGGCAGACACCCUUAACGCUGUCAGACUGGGAGGAGGAGAUGGGCCCUGUCUGAGAUACUAUGACAAGGUGGUGAACCUGGUGGUAUUCAAAGACAGCACAGCAGGGAUGGUGUUUGAGCACAGUGCACUGGAUGGAAUGGUGGCUGGGUUAGUGGCUGAGACUGUGUGGUAUCUCUCUGAGUCUCUUAAUGUAGACCUAGUCCAGGCCAACACAGGAAGCAAUGGGUCAGCCUAUCUUAACAAGGCUGAUUCCUCCUCCCCAAGCCCCCUAGCAUUCCCACUACAGGGUAUAACUAAAACAGACCCCCCAAAAUCGUCCCCUAAAGCAAUUCAUCCCAUCAUCACGUUUGAGGUUCUCUCUUACCCAGAUGUCUUUGCUACCCUCAGGGGUCACAGGGGCCUGUACGAUGCCUGGAUCAACUUUUCCUUGCAGCUCUCCCUGAGGCAGACUCUUGGGGAAUCUGCUGCCAGCCACAUUCUUGUAACCCCUACCCAUAUGCGUCACUACAAGCAUGGCCGCUGCGAUCCGACAUACUCCCUCACCAUGCAAUCCUACCAGCUCAUCGGUGCUUUGGAAUCCUGCAUCGGACCAGACAACAAACCUCGAUACACGAACGAACUGCUCCGUCUGUUCCAUGUGGCUUUCCUGGAGCACAAGAACCUGAUUAAAGCCACUAAAAGUGGACAUGGUGUGGGCCCUCACCUAGCAGCCCUACGCUGGUCCAUGUCUCCAGACAACCCUCUCAAGAAGUUUCUUGACCCUUUUGGGUGCCCCUCUGUUUACCUUACUGGUAAGGAUUUGAUGGAGGGAGUGGAGCUUGCUGUAGGGAAUGUGUAUGCUAAAGACCAACUUGCUGUAACCUACCUGGGGAGGAGAGACCGGGUCCGUAUGGUGCUCAAUGGGAAAGGUACCUUUGCCACAGUGUUGGAGAAGCUUCAAGAUAGCCUGAAAGUAAAUUUGAAGCUGGUGAUGCUUCUCGCUGUCAGAUAUUCCAUCGCCGGACAAAUGGGAGCCAUGGAGUGUCUGCUGCAAGAAGGACAAGCAGGAAGAAGGAAUGGAUCCUCCCAAGGGGAAAUUCACAAAAGUAUCAGUCCAGCAGGCCAAAAACAAGGCAAGACCAUGUCUAAGUCAGCACUUCCCUCUAACUCUGCCUCCAAGAUGAGUCCAGACUUCACUCUGGUAAUCCAUGGUGGAGCUGGGGAGGAGAUGAUGCUGAAUACAAAGGUGGUAGGUGUCAUUAAAUUUGCUCUCCAUACAGCUCUGACCCUCGGAGCACAAGUGCUACAACAAGGAGGCAGUAGUCUUGACGCAGUGCAGCGGAGUGUGCAAGCUCUUGAGGACUGCUUUCUGUUCAAUGCCGGGAAGGGAUCUGUUUUCAACAAAGAUGGGAAAAAUGAGAUGGAGGCGACCAUAGUAGAUGGAAAUGGGAUGAACUCUGGAUCGGUGGCUUGUGUGCAGAGUGUGAAGAACCCAGUGAAAGCAGCAAGACAGGUCAUGGAGAAGAGCGUACACUCACUCUUAGUAGGGGAAGGUGCAGAAGAGUUUUUGCAAGGCUUAGAAGAGAGUGAGAAGCCUAUGAGGGCGGAGUACUUCCAAACUGAUGUCCGUCGCAGAGAGCUGAUAGCAAAACUCAGUYCUGGCAARGCCUCCAAGAACAACCAUCCACAGAKYGUGGGAGCUGUUGCUUUGGAUCGYUGGUGUAGGUUAGCUGCUGCAACGUCCACAGGUGGGUUGGUGGGAAAAUGGAAGGGUCYAGUUGGYGACACKGCAYUAGUGGGAGCAGGUAUAUUUGCUGAUGACAAYCUUGCAMUAACKUGCUCUGGUGAUGGAGAUGUGUUUCUWKAGCACACAGUUGCACAAAAAGUYGCCAGUCUCUACCAUCAUAAAGGCUACAGCCUUAGGGCYGCYUGUCGAGAAGUCAUYUCUGAGAACUUGAAGGGRAGCUGUGCUGGAAUCAUUGCUGUAGACGCKAAAGGSGAUGCUGUUYUUGAAACCAAUGRUGGGGUGWUGUUUGUAGCWUCCAUGGUUGGUGGCAUUGCACGUGUCGAAGUCCUGAGACCKAUGAAGAGUUAUURCAAUGUYAUCUGGGAGACUGACYAAKUAGUUGCUCACCUACACUCKKACCCUUGGACACCKGGUGCCACCAUCCUUACCCAAAAGACUCUGAGUGGYCCYAGCAGCAUCUUUCASRUGGRUGUACCAGAUUUCUUAGKACUGUUGCAAGGKGCAKGGGCUGUUUCAAACCUGCUAUGCGAACGACUGGGGGUACAGCGUUGCGCCCUAGUAUUUAACCCACAUCCCGAGKKSCCGGCCCAUAUCCGAGUGCUACCACUUCAUGGCCUGGAAACCAACUGGRGCCCCCAWKRMACCGGGYAGGAGGACUUUCAGCCCUAUGACCCAGGUUACUGRASCUCAAAGYGUGGCCCYCGCUGSGAAGARGCAGAUCUGGARCAGGUUCAGGCCAAGAUUCGGGACAAGCUGCCAACGCCUAAUGCACCAUCGUGCUAUGACUUCUUAGGAGAUCCUUCCCACAAUGGACUGUUCAGCCGUAUCGUGCGUGGGGAGGAGCAACAGUGGCGGGUGUGGGAAGACAGUGAUCAUGUGGCUUUCCUCACUCCCUACCCUAAUACACCUGGACUCACAGUUCUAGUGCCACGUAAACCACUGUCKAGCAARAUUUUCWGUCUGGAAGAGACUGAUUACACAUCACUGAUCCUGGCCACUCGUAAGGUAGCUGGACUGCUGGAGGAAGGAAUGCAUGCUCGAGGUGUUGCACUCAUCUUUGAGGGCUUUGAGAUUGAUUAUGCCRAUGUCAAGCUGAUKCCUCUGGUUCCUCCACGUGGUGACAAGCCUGCUGAGGUGUUCCCAGAGUACUUCCAAAGCUACCCCGGSUARGUCUCAUCUYRCGAUGGCCCUCCCGCCAGCCCUGAAWCUCUAAAGGAAAUCCACACCAAAAUCACACUUUGCAGGCCUCCUCGUUCCUGGGAGGACCCACAGAGCCACUCCAUGUUAGCCAUCAAGAGCCAGUGGUACCGCAAUCUCUUUCAAAUUCAAAAUACCCUCUUCCACAACACAGUGGAGUACUUCAACAACACCUGUCAGUACGCGUACGCCAUGACUCCUCUCACCACUGACACAAUCUCCUCUCCGAUGGGCCUGGGAUCAGACUCCGAGCCCGUUUACGUCAACUUGCUGGGGCAGGAUGUGUACUUGGCUGACUCCAUGCAAUUUGUGCUGGAGUAUUUCUUGCGAUUCCAAGAGAACUUGCCAGGGACAUACUAUGUAUCGCCAAGUUUUCGGGGAGAAGAUCCAGAUGCCACUCAUCUUAACCAGUUCUACCAUGUUGAGUGUGAGCUCCUGGGUGACAUGGAUACUGCCAUGCACAUAGCUGAGGGAUACGUGGCUCAUCUCACCAAUGCAAUGCUGAAGAAACACUCCAACAUCAUCCUGAACACCGCUGGGACCCUUUCACAUGUCAAGGACUUACUGGAGAAGUUGGAGGGAGGAACCCCUCUCCCAAGAGUCACUCUGGACAAGGCCAUCCCUAUGAUGCCCUCGCCAGACUGCUUGGAGUGGGUACAGGAUGGCCAGCCCCAGUUUGGCAGGAAGUUAACCCGCAAAGGAGAACGGGUUUUGAUUGAGAAGUACGGAGGCGCUGUUUGGCUGACAGAGAUGGACCACCUGGGAGUGGCUUUCUACCAAGCAUAUGUGGAGGGCUCAGGCAGACGCAAGGCAAAAGCAUCGGACCUCCUCUUGGGAUUGGGGGAGACUCUGGGUCUUGGGGAGCGUCACUCUAACCCUGAGAUGGUGCAAGAAGCCCUCAGACAUCAUGCAGUUCCAGAGGAAUCCUACAAGUGGUACAUCAACAUGCGGCAGGUCAUUCCUCUACUCACCAGCGGGUGGGGUAUGGGCACAGAACGCUACUUGUGUUGGCUGCUUCAGCAUAAUGACAUCAGAGACCUACAUAUUAUACCCCGUAUGAAGGCCAGGAAAUACAUGCCUUGAAAUAUCCUUAACCCAUUAGUUACCCAAAGACUGAUGAAAAAGUUGCCCUAACUGUCAGRUCUUUCAUUGAACGUCCUAAGGGAUGCAUAGAAAGUGAGACAGCCUAUCUAUAAAACUCUGAAAGUAUACAAAAACAUUAGGAACAAGAGAUGAGUUGCAGUUAUGAGAGAGCAGUGAUUGUGUGUUGAAAAGUUGCUGAUUUUGUAGAUGAGGAAGGGCAACAAAUAGUGCCGGUAUUUCCUAAUCAAUGAUACGGUAUAUGAAAAUAUACAAAGGUACCAGUCAAAAGUUGACACACCUACUCAUUCAAGGUGUAUUUUUUAUUUUGACUAUUUUCUAC